Messenger RNA from Diuraphis noxia (Russian wheat aphid), 1075 nucleotides. It is a transcript of the gene pck, whose product is annotated as Claudin superfamily protein pickel. Gene Ontology annotation, cellular component: membrane; septate junction. Lineage: Eukaryota; Metazoa; Arthropoda; Insecta; Hemiptera; Aphididae. The record is from RefSeq and is a predicted model, not a curated record. Gene Ontology annotation, biological process: regulation of tube size, open tracheal system; septate junction assembly.
AAUUGUUAUCUAAGGCGUGAACGCUUGAAUCAACGCUCUCAGUCGUAAAUACUUAAUACCAUACCAAUAAAUAUCAAAUAAUUAAUAAUUUCAAAUUCAUUUUACUAUUUUAGUUUUUAAUAACAACCUUCCUUUAUUUUAUUAAUUUCAAUUUAUAAUUUUAUUUUUAAAUACAUGUUCUAAAUUGUAAGUUAUAACUUAUCAUAUUCAACAUCGUAUGCUAUUAGUUAUUCAAGUAUUACAGAACAGUAAUUGCCACUAAUUACSAUGAGUUCUGACAAAAUUGACUAUCCAAAAGCAUCUAAAUUAAUUACUGAUGCUGGUGUCAUCAUUUACAUUGGAGGAUUUCUCUUAAUCAUUGCAUUUAUAAGCCCUUAUUGGUUGGAAUCAUAUGACGAAGCUUUCAUAAAUUUUAAGCACAUGGGCUUAUGGACAUACUGUUUUGAUCACUUUCGAUACCCUCAUUAUCAAUUUGAAAAACUAUUUGAUGGCUGCAAUACAGUAUUCAGUGAAGAAUAUUAUGUUAUUCGAGAAUGGUUAUUGCCAGGUUGGCUAUUGUUUUUGGAACUUUGCAUGACUUUAGCAGUAUUGUUAUCACUUGGAACAUUAGCAAUAAUUGCUGCUGUUAUAACAAGAUAUCCACAACGUCUUGUACUUAAAUAUGAGUAUAUAUUAUCAGCUGCAUGUUUCUUAGCGGCUGCAACUACUAGUGUAUUGAUAUUGCUUACUGUAUGCCUCUUUCCAUACAACUGUUGGACACGUGAUUGGCUGAUGUAUCCUAUUUACAACCAUUUAUCGUGGUCAUUUUAUACUGCUAUUGUAUCAGGUUUUGUGCAUGCAUAUGGAACAUGGUAUUUGUAUAAGGACGCACGAAUUGCUUAUGAACAAAGAAGAGAGAGCAAAAAUUUAGUCAUGCAAAUGUAUCCUCCUCAUGAACGUAAUUUCUAUGAUCAAUAACACUAAUAAACAUUUACAUAAUUAAGAUAUUUUAAAUAAAAGACAAAUCCGUCCAUUAGAAGUAUAAAAAUCUGUCCAUUAGUUUUAAAUAUUUAAUUUUUUAUUUAAUAAAUUAUUU